Messenger RNA from Telopea speciosissima, 1614 nucleotides. Its product is annotated as protein indeterminate-domain 12-like. Gene Ontology annotation, molecular function: DNA-binding transcription factor activity. Gene Ontology annotation, cellular component: nucleus. NCBI's taxonomy places the organism in Eukaryota, Viridiplantae, Streptophyta, Magnoliopsida, Proteales, Proteaceae. Bases 22 to 1527 code for a protein of 501 amino acids. The record is from RefSeq and is a predicted model, not a curated record. The transcript is spliced from 3 exons.
UUCUUUUACUAGUAGCAAGGCAUGUUACCAGCUGCAACCAUGUCUAAUUCAACUUCUUUGUCUGAAGAAGCUAGUGUUUCUUCUGGUAAUAAUAGGUUUCAUGAUUUAAGUAGUUUGAAUCCCAUAUUCUCAACCCUUUCUCCUCAGCAACAACAAAAGAUUAAAAAGAAGAGAAAUCUCCCUGGUAACCCUGAUCCAGAUGCUGAAGUGAUUGCUCUAUCCCCAAAAACUCUAUUGGCCACUAACAGAUUUGUGUGUGAGAUCUGCAAGAAAGGUUUCCAAAGGGAUCAGAACCUUCAACUUCACAGAAGAGGUCAUAACCUCCCAUGGAAACUAAGGCAGAGAACCAGUAAAGAAAUAAGAAAGAGAGUUUAUGUGUGCCCAGAAACCUCAUGUGUCCAUCAUCACCCUUCAAGGGCUCUUGGUGACCUGACAGGAAUCAAAAAGCAUUUCUGUAGAAAGCAUGGGGAGAAGAAAUGGAAGUGUGAGAAAUGUUCAAAGAGAUAUGCAGUUCAAUCAGAUUGCAAAGCUCAUUCAAAAACCUGUGGAACAAGAGAAUAUAAGUGUGACUGUGGAACCCUUUUCUCCAGGAAAGACAGCUUCAUCACUCACAGGGCCUUCUGUGAUGCCUUAGCAGAAGAGAGUGCAAGACUAUCCACAAACCCAAACCCAAACCCAAACCCGAGGGACCACCACUCUCUUCAUCUCCACCCUCAAAACCCUGCAACUCCUCUCUUCCCUCCCUUCUCAUAUUCAACUCAGCAAAGGCAUCAGCAGCAGCAGCAGCAGCAGCAGAUGAUGAUGAUGAUGAUGACCAAUCCUUCCCCUCCUACUGGCGUCUCCCUCAAUUCAUGGGACCCACAUCAAAUCAAAGAUGAAAUCCAUCACCCUGAUCAUAAUCAUCAUUAUCAUCAGAUCCCAAGAAUCUCAGCCUCUCCUUUCUUGCAAGAAGGUGAAAUCCCUAAACAGAUGAUGAUCACGUCACCGUUUCAGCAGCUCAAUAUGAACACUUGCACUCCCCACACUACUAACAACAUAGGUCGUCCUCCUCAUAUGUCAGCUACUGCACUCCUUCAAAAGGCUGCAAAUGUUGGUGCAGCUGCCAUUACAGUUGCUGCACAAGCUCAAUCAGUGGGUCACAUGGCGUCUUCCAUUACUAAUCGGUUCAAGAUGGAUGGGUUCAACACAGCAGCAGUAGGUAGUCACAUGGGUGGUGCUGGAAUCUCGCCGGAGUUUGCGUCAGGAAAUCUUGCAACGUGGCGGAAAAGUGAUCGUCUGACCAGAGACUUUCUGGGUCUGGCAGGAGAGUGUUGUGGUGGUGGUGGCGGUGGCGGUGGCGACUGCGGUGGCGGAGAUGAAGUACUCAUGAAUGUUAAUGUUGACGUUAGAGAUGAUGUUUUAUCGUUCGAUGGGGGAGUUGAGUAUCCACCAUAUUACCAUGACGAGUCAUUGUUGAAGACUUCUUCUACCUCUGGCUUUGGAUUUGCUGAGCAUUCCUCGGAGAGCGAAGCGUGGGGAGACUGUUAAAGCUUCAAGCCUUCAUCCGAUCGGCGACUGUAGAAGAAGUGAUGACUUGAGGAUAUUAGAAGAGAAGUUUUUUUUCUUUUUUUUUUC